AUGGGGAUGGGUAGUGCCAAGAGAGGAUUUUUCUGUCUUGUCCUUGCCUCUGGGAUAUUCUGGAGUCAGCCCAUUUGUCAGGUACCACCUCAGGGGUUUUCCUUCAUUUCUUACGAAGUUAUUAUCCCAAGAAGGAUGGCACCCCGACGAGGCCGGGAACCGCAAGACCUUACUUAUUUAAUGCAGAUAGAAGGGAAAGGCCACGUGGUACAUCUCAGGCAGAAGAGGAAUUUUGUUCCUAAGCACUUCCCUAUUUUUACCUACAAUGAGGAUGGAGACAUUGAGGUGGACUACCCUUUCAUCAGGAAUGACUGCUUUUACUAUGGCUUUGUCCAUGACGAGCCUUCCUCCCUAGUCACCCUCAGCAGUUGCUCAGGAGGACUCAGAGGCUUUCUACAAGUGGGUAAUAAGCUCUACGAAAUUGAACCUCUGCAGACAUCUGCUACUUUCCAGCAUGUGGUCUACAGACUGGAAGAGAAGGGGAAUGAAAUCCCAAUGAGGUGUGGAGUAAUGGAAGAAGACAAAAAUCACCAGGAGGCCACGAUCCAGAAUGGAGAGAAUAUUCUAAGCAAAAGUGCUUUGAGCGGACUAUGGCAAACAUACCCCAGGUACAUGAAGAUAGCAAUUGUAGUAGAACAUGAACGAUAUGUCCAAUUUGGUAAAAAUGAAACUGUCACCGCUAGACAAGUCCUGGAUGUUGUUCACCUUGCAGAUUCGCUGUACAAGCCUCUUGGGAUUCAUCUGGUGGUGGUUGGAUUAGAAAUAUGGUCACAAAAGAACCUCAUUGCAAUCGCAAAAAGCAUAGAUGAGUUGCUUGACACUUUCAAUACAUGGAGGAAAACGAUACUUGUCCAGCACCUAAGGCACGAUGUUGGCCACUUAUUUGUAUAUAAGCAUUUUGGGAUUAAGUUUGGAUUAUCGUUUGUUGGAUCUGUAUGUGAUCCAAACUGGGCAUCUGCUGUUGAGGCAUUUAUUACUUCUAGUUUGUUUUCUUUCACAAUAACUUUUGCUCAUCAACUGGGUCAUAACCUUGGUAUGCAGCACGAUGAGAAAUCCUGCACCUGUAAACAGCAUUCUUGUAUUAUGGCUCCCUUCCAAAGUAGCACAAGUAAGUUCAGUAACUGCAGUUAUACCAGUUAUUCUAAGCUAAUGGAUACUAGUAGAAAGCAAUGUCUGUUGAUUCCGCCAGAACAUGAGAAAUUGUAUGACCUCAAAAACUGUG
This is a messenger RNA of Protobothrops mucrosquamatus (brown spotted pit viper), 1222 nucleotides long. Its product is annotated as disintegrin and metalloproteinase domain-containing protein 20-like. The annotation marks the transcript as partial. Gene Ontology annotation, biological process: male gonad development; proteolysis. Gene Ontology annotation, cellular component: sperm head plasma membrane; plasma membrane; external side of plasma membrane. The record is from RefSeq and is a predicted model, not a curated record. Gene Ontology annotation, molecular function: metalloendopeptidase activity. The transcript has a single exon. NCBI's taxonomy places the organism in Eukaryota, Metazoa, Chordata, Lepidosauria, Squamata, Viperidae.